CACUACAAGAGAAAAAGACAACCAAAUCUAAAAUAUCAAAAAAAUCUAAAAACUUUUUAGAUAAUGAUGAAGCAUCUUCAAGCAAUACAGUCAAAAAAAGGGUGAAAAACUCUACAGAAGACUCAAAAGAAGAUGAAGUUAGAGAU
Messenger RNA from Racocetra persica, 146 nucleotides. The record is from the annotation of a GenBank genome assembly. NCBI's taxonomy places the organism in Eukaryota, Fungi, Glomeromycota, Glomeromycetes, Diversisporales, Gigasporaceae.